AUGACAGAAACGGUCGACCUUGCCCAAUACCUCUGGACACGGCUUGCUCAACUCAAAGUUGGUUCAAUUCACGGGGUUCCAGGAGAUUACAACCUCACUUUACUGGAUGCAAUCAAAUCAUCAGGCAUCGGAUGGGUUGGCAAUGCAAAUGAAUUAAACUCAGGCUAUGCUGCAGAUGGCUACGCAAGGAUCAAAGGCAUAAGUGCACUUAUCACCUCCUUUGGCCCUGGGGAACUUUCUGCAGUUAAUGCCAUCGGUGGCGCAUAUGCCGAGAAAGCCCCGAUUGUGCAUAUCGUCGGGACCCCCCCAUUGGUUGCCCAGCGAGCAGGCGCUUGCUUGCAUCAUUCCUUAGGCGAUGGGAAUUUCCGAGUGUUUGCGGAUAUCCAGAAAUCAAUUACCGUUGCUCAAGCAAACCUCAAGGAUGUUUCAACCGCUCCGCAGAUGAUCGAUGGAGUACUGAAGGAGUGUCUUCGUCAUAGUCAGCCUGUAUACAUCGAGGUGCCAACAGACAUGGUCAAAGCCCAAGUCCCAGCUCCCACUUCACUGCUGGAUCUCUCUAUUACCAAUUACGACGAGUCAUAUGAGGAUCAAGUCGUCGACACUCUUGUGACGCGCAUCCAACAAAGCAGGAAGUCAUUGAUACUUGUGGACAUGUUUGCUGGCCGUUUUGACAUCAAGGAUGAAAUCAACGAGUUGGCCAAGCUGACGGGCAUUCCCGUUUUGACAACUCCCGGAGGCAAGGGGAUUGUUGGUGAAGCCUUGCCUAACUUCCACGGCGUUCAUUUUGGUUCGGCAGGUACUACAGAGCAUCACGCCUGGGCUAACUCUCGGGAUCUGGUCCUUCGUUUUGGACCUCUUAAUUCUGAAACCAACACUUUCGGAUUCACAGCCGUGCCAAAUCCACAAGUCACGAUUACGUUCGACAAGUACGCUAUCCAUUGGGAUGGGUGUAAUGACGUUGAUCGUACCCUCUCGCUGAAGUCUGCUCUCCAAAAGCUGUGCGAGCGACUUGGGUCCGUUCAACUCUUGGCUCCAGAACCCUACCCUACUGAGUGCCCUUCUUAUGAAAAGAUGCUGAAGGAUCUCCCAACGCCCAAAGAAGACGAUAUGGUGGAUCAAUAUUCUUUCUGGCUUUUUAUUUCAAAGUUUAUUCGCGAGGGUGAUAUAAUCCUGACGGAGACAGGUACAGCAUCCUAUGGUGGUCAGAGCCUCUUUCUUCCCGAUAACACCACCUUUAUCAACUCGACAAUCUGGCUUUCCAUUGGAUAUAUGCUCGCUGCUGCCCAAGGUGCCUCGCUGGCUCAGAGGGAAAUGCAACAGGAUGGUACUCGACCCCCAGGUCGAACCAUUUUGUUUGAAGGAGAUGGAAGUCUUCAGAUGACUGCCCAAUCUAUCAGCGAUAUGAUUCGAAACAAGCUGGAUAUUAUCAUCUUUGUGCUGAACAAUCGCGGAUAUACAAUUGAACGGAUUAUCCAUGGUUUUGAGGAGAACUACAAUGAUGUGCAACCCUGGAGAAACUUGGAAGCACCUUCCUAUUUCGGGGCACCUAAGAAUGACCCGACAUAUCCUGUCAAUACCUUUUUGGCUAACAACUGGGGGGAGCUCCAAACUGUAAUACAAAAAACAGAACUUCAAGAGGGUAAGGGGCUCACUAUGAUUGAGGUUACUAUGGAUAUGGCCGAUGCUCCACAGUCACUGGUAUUGUUUGUGCAGUAUCUGAUCAAACGAAAUCGAGGAGAAUGA
Molecule: messenger RNA, 1743 nt
Organism: Fusarium venenatum
Lineage: Eukaryota; Fungi; Ascomycota; Sordariomycetes; Hypocreales; Nectriaceae
Product: thiamine diphosphate-binding protein
Cellular component (GO): cytosol; nucleus
Molecular function (GO): pyruvate decarboxylase activity; thiamine pyrophosphate binding; magnesium ion binding
Source: RefSeq, a predicted model, not a curated record